Exserohilum turcica Et28A is the source of this 1649-nucleotide messenger RNA. RefSeq lists its product as uncharacterized. NCBI's taxonomy places the organism in Eukaryota, Fungi, Ascomycota, Dothideomycetes, Pleosporales, Pleosporaceae. The transcript is spliced from 2 exons. The record is from RefSeq and is a predicted model, not a curated record. Gene Ontology annotation, molecular function: protein binding. Bases 51 to 1532 code for a protein of 493 amino acids.
GCGACUCGCCCCAGCACGACACCACCACACGCCCGGCACACACACCGAACAUGGCCAAGCGCCCGGCAGACGCGGGGCAGGAGCUGGACGCCGUCAAAAAUGGAGAGCGGCCCAUGGAAAUCGACGCCCCCAACGAGGCCGGCGAGUUCGAGGACGAGUUCGAGGACGAGUUUGAGAGCGAGGACGAGAUUCUCGAGGCUGGCGUCGACGGGCGGCCCGACGAGGAGCGCGAGGCCGAGGAGCGCGAGAGCGGCAUGGACGUCGACCAAGGAACUUUCAUUCCCGGGCGACACAAACUCUCGCCGGGCGAGACAUUGAACCCUGAUCUCUCUACAUACGACAUGCUCCACACGCUGGAAGCCCCAUGGCCCUGUCUGUCCUGCGACAUCAUCCCCGACAAUCUCGGCUCCGAUCGCAAAACCUACCCCGCGACCGUAUAUGCAGUGGCUGGCACACAGGCGGCGCGGGGCCGGGACAAGGAGAACCAGAUCAUGGUCAUGAAAAUGAGCAGCUUGUCGCGCAUGGAGAAGGAGGACGAGGAAGAAGACGACGACGAUUCCGACGACGAGGCAUCCGACCCGAUUCUCGAGACCAAGUCAAUACCCUUGACCAGCUGCACAAACCGUAUACGAGCACACCAAACACCGCAAGCGACGUCUGCGCAGCCUCCGACGACGCUCACAGCCGCCAUGACCGAGUCAGGCCAAGUCCUCAUCCAUGACGUUACCCCCCAUCUCACCUCUUUCGACACACCCGGCACUUCGAUUUCUCCCACACAAAAUAAGCCCGUCUGCACCAUCCGUGCUCAUGGAUCCAACGAGGGUUAUGCGCUCGACUGGUCACCCCUGAUACCAGAAGGAAAGCUUCUCACGGCUGAUUGUGCUGGAAAGAUUUUUGCAACGACUAGGACCCAGGGCGGAGGCUUCGUAACAGACACAACACCAUACACUGGCCACCGGGGCUCAGUCGAGGAGCUCCAAUGGUCUCCGACCGAGAAGCACGUCUUCUCAUCGGCAUCAAGCGACGGCACAGUCAAGAUCUGGGAUGCGCGGUCAAAAUCACGGAAGCCCGUACUCAGCGUUCAAGCCUCCAAGACCGACGUCAACGUACUCAGCUGGUCGCACCAAACAGCCCAUCUUCUCGCUAGCGGCGCCGACGACGGUGAGUGGGCCGUCUGGGACUUGCGACAAUGGAAGCCAUCGACCGACAUGUCGAGCGACAAGAAGCCCUCGCCAGUCGCAUCCUACACAUUCCACAAGGAGCAAAUUACCUCUGUGGAAUGGCACCCUACCGACGACAGCAUCGUGCUUGUUUGCGCCGGCGACAACACCCUCACACUAUGGGAUCUCGCCGUCGAACUCGACGACGAAGAGAGCAAGUACACAGCAGGCGUGCAAGACGUGCCGCCACAAUUACUGUUUGUGCACUACAUGGAGCAGAUCAAGGAGGCACACUGGCAUCCGCAGAUCCCAGGCGCCAUCAUGGCCACGGGCGGCUCCGGCUUCAACAUUUUCAAAACCAUUAGCGUAUGAAGUUUUGUCGUAGUCUCACCCAUACUCUGGGAAAAUAAAAAAAAUUCGGAAAUUUUAAACCUAGAAAGUCGAAUUUUUUUUUGCUCCCUUCGCUUUCCUUUUUUCUUUGUGUGCAAC